AUGAUUGUCAAAAAGUGUGCGGCGGUCCUGCUUCUCUUGAGCAUCCCAAGCGUUCUUGCAAGAAAUGGGAAGCUCAGAAGAGAUGAGGAGCCAAAAUAUACACACAGUCCUGAUGCCACGCCAUACUGUACUUGGUGGUAUGAUAAUGAUGGGUCAAUUGCGUGCAAGGACAUUCCUGCUAGCUGGUCUAUAACACUGGCAGAUUUCCGCCGAUGGAAUCCAUCUAUCACCGAGACUUGCGGUAACUUCCUGAAGGACACAUCUUAUUGCGUGGAGGCAUUCAAUGAACCAACGCAGACAUCGAGCCCUCCGCCUGCUGCUACCACCACCGCGGCAGGACCGCCAGGCCCAACACAGCCUGGACAGCACAAAGAUUGUAACAGAUGGGACCAGAUUAACGCUGGCGAUUCGUGUCCAACAUUCAUCAACAAAUAUCCUGGCCUGACGCUUAAGGAUCUGAUCACCUUUAACACGGGUAUAGGGGAACAAUGUGAAAACCUUUGGGCAGGUUAUUACAUCUGUACGGGCAUUGCUGGCUGGGCCCCAGCAACAACAACAAAAACAAUGCCAGCAACACCUACGGCCACAAAUGGCAUCACUACUCCAACCCCUGUCCAGCCGAGAAUUGUCGACAACUGUGACUCUUUCCAUAAAGUUGAGCCAGGAGAUGGAUGUGCGGCCAUAACCUCGAAAUACCAUAUUAGCCUGGCCCAGUUUACCAAAUGGAAUCCUGGAGUCGGCAAGAACUGUGAAUCUAUCUGGCUAGGAUAUUAUGUUUGCGUCUCUGUCCUCGGUGAUACCCCGUCUUCAACCCCAACCCCAACCCCAACAACCACGACAUCUCCAACAAAGCCUACAAACGGAGUAUCGACACCAACACCAGUCCGACCCGGCAUUACAAAUAACUGUGAAACUUUCCAUGAGGUAGUCUCAGGUGACUACUGUGCCGCAAUUGCCCAGAAAUAUAGCAUUAGUCUUUCUCAGUUCAAUAACUGGAACCCAGACGUUAAAGCCGACUGCAGCGGCCUGUGGGCUGGCUAUUAUGUUUGUGUGAAGGUGAUUGGUAGUAACCCAACGCCAACAACCUUGCAAACUACUACUACUACCAAAGGCAAUGGCGUGGUAACGCCCACCCCAACUCAACCUGGGAUGAUAAAUAACUGCAAGUCCUUCUAUAAGGUAGCCUCCGGGGAUAGCUGCGCAUCUAUUGUAUCCAAGGCCAAAAUCUCCUUGGGCAAAUUCUACUCUUGGAACCAGGAGGUUGGGAAAAACUGUGAAAAUCUCUGGCUGGGCUAUCAGGUGUGUAUUGGGGUGAUUUAG
Messenger RNA from Nannizzia gypsea CBS 118893, 1320 nucleotides. Its product is annotated as LysM domain-containing protein. The record is from RefSeq and is a predicted model, not a curated record. The transcript has 3 exons. Bases 1 to 1320 code for a protein of 439 amino acids. Lineage: Eukaryota; Fungi; Ascomycota; Eurotiomycetes; Onygenales; Arthrodermataceae.